GUUAAAGCAAUAUCUAAGAAUUUUCUUGCAUUUCAUUACUUGCUUUUCAAAUUUUUGUGUAUUUUCUUUCUCUCUUUAUUUCACAGUGACUCACCUUCCCUGCGUAAUGUUUGUCAAAUUUUCUGUUCCUAUCCAUUCCUUCCAAACUUGUUCGUCUUCCUUUUUAAGCACCAUCUUCCAUCUUCUAUUUCUCAAUCUUGCUACAGGUAGUUUCAGGUUUGGGCCAGUCUAUUACAUAAGCUCUUUAAUUCAAUCCCACACCAAGCUGAUCUAAGCCCAGUCCAGCAACUGUGAGAUAGAAUAGAAUACAACCUCUCUUAAACCCUAGUUUUCCUUUCUUCAAGAACAAAGAACUAACUUGCAUUAAAACUGAAAUAAAACAUAUCAGCCCGUACUGUUGCAGAUAUACUUGCAGGAAAACAAGCUGUCCAAGUCGCCAAACCCUUAUUUAGUUCCCGAUCUACUGAUACUCCCACUUUCACGCACUUUCCUUUCCCUUCAGUUCAUCAUUUUCCUGUUACAUUCUCUACUUCUCGCGAUCAAUCGAUUAUUUAGGUAUAGUUGGUUUUACGUUGAUCAGAACAGACAGAUACACACUCCUGAUUGAAAUUAAAGCUCACUUGAGUUGACUGUGGGAAGCAAGCAGUGCUUAAAAAUUGACAGGGUAGUCUGAAAUUGGUGUGACGCUGCUAAACUGAUCCAAUUUUUCAUAAGCAGAGAUCUUAGUUGAUGUAGCUGAUGCUAUUAAUUUUGCAAUUCUACCCUUCAUAAAUAACUAAACUUUAGGCUGAUGACGUCCGAAUGCUUUGGUGCUGCCUAUGUGAGCCAGGAGGAAGUGAUUGAUAUUCAUAGUAACAAUGCCACCAAAGCGAUCAAGAUGGCGCAGAUCAACAAUGGCUCGGCCACUGACUUAUUCUCCAUUUGCACGUUCAGUUGCUCAUCUUGCCUCAUCUUACCUGAUUAAGCGUCAAAAGCUCAACAACAAGCUACUUGGAUCUUCCCCAAGUGCACUAGGUGAUGGAAUUAUCAAGCACUCUUCGAAAGAGAAGAAUAAGCAGUCUGAGUCUUCUGAGGAAGAAGAGCUUGAAGGAUUUAUCCAAGCGGAUUUUGUGUUCUUUGAUCCGAAACCCGAUGAAUUUCAUGGAGUGAAGAUUUUGCUGCAGACUUACCUUGAUAAUAAGGAGUGGGAUUUGAGUGGUUUUGUAGACAUAAUUUUGGGGCAGACCACUGUGGGGACUGUUGUUAAAAUAGAGGAUGAUGAAGAUGGACUGUUCUCUGUCACUACUGUCCUUAACUUGGGGAGAUAUAAGGAUCAUAAAUGCAUUAUGGAUAUCAAGGAGUUCCUCAUCAAAGUAUGUCUGGAAAGAAACAUACUAGAUGAUUUGAGAUUACUUUUAGGAGAGCAAGCACAAUAUGUAGGUCUCUUGGUGUCUCAGCGUGUUGUCAAUCUUCCUCCCGAACUUUUGCCGCCUCUUUAUGAUGCCUUAUUUGAUGAAGUGUUAUGGGCUACCGAAGAUGAGCCAACAGAGGAGCUUAGGAAGUCUUUCUGCUUCAAGUCCUAUUUGCUAAUUACUAAAAUUUAUAAGCACAAGAAUGCAGACCAGAAAAAGAGGCAAAGCAGUGACAAUGAGGAAGCAAUAAUAUACAUUAAGCCUGAAGAUGAAAUAUUUUACAAACAAUUACGUUUCAGCACUGUUCAUGGUCGUGCUGUUUUCCUCUGCACUCAGAGCAUGUAACGACUCAUGAACUAAGGAAUUACCGGUUGAUGGGGUUGGUCAUGGCUGUAGAGGCAGAUGAAAUUUCUAAAUUUCGGGAGGAGUUGCAUUCGUUGAUUGAUGAAUCAUGAAAGUCUUAUUGUGCAUCAACUUUCAAGUUAAUGUCCUCCUAUUUUUUCUUCCAGUAGUUGCUAAAUUUUUUUUCUUCAACUUUAUUUAUUGUAUCACAUUGAAAUCAUCUUUGUUUAUAUGCAUCAGGGAGUUUUGAUUCUUUUU
Ricinus communis (castor bean) is the source of this 1991-nucleotide messenger RNA. RefSeq names its product protein BCCIP homolog. The record is from RefSeq and is a predicted model, not a curated record. The transcript is spliced from 10 exons. The coding region runs from base 858 to 1736 and encodes 292 amino acids. Gene Ontology annotation, cellular component: nucleus. Lineage: Eukaryota; Viridiplantae; Streptophyta; Magnoliopsida; Malpighiales; Euphorbiaceae.